Vanderwaltozyma polyspora DSM 70294 is the source of this 855-nucleotide messenger RNA. It is a transcript of the gene MRX20, whose product is annotated as Mrx20p. The record is from RefSeq and is a predicted model, not a curated record. NCBI's taxonomy places the organism in Eukaryota, Fungi, Ascomycota, Saccharomycetes, Saccharomycetales, Saccharomycetaceae. Gene Ontology annotation, biological process: mitochondrial citrate transmembrane transport. Bases 1 to 855 code for a protein of 284 amino acids. The transcript has a single exon.
AUGAUGCAUAAUUUGACAACCUAUUUUGCUGGCUGCUCAGCUGUCAAUAUUGGUGUAUUACUGAAAACUGCAACUAGAUUCACAACUUUCGAAUAUGCUUGCAAUGUUUUGAGAGAUCCUAACGCUCCUGAAAGUUCUCCAAUUUCUGGUACCAGACUAUUACUUGCAGGAGCUAUUACAGGUUUUACUGAAAGUUUAUUGAUUAUCCCAUUUGAAAAUAUAAAAACAACUAUGAUUGAAAACGCAUUGUUGAUAUCAGAAAGAGAGCAGAACAAACAACAACAACAGCAGCAGCAACAAAAACCUAAUGAGAUUAAGAAAAGGGCCACAUUCCAUAAUGUGGAAACUGUUAAAAUGCAUCCAAGAGAAAAAGCAUUUUAUGCAUAUGAGAAAAACCCUUCGACUACACUUAUAACUACAAUCCGUGAAAUAUAUACUACUAGAGGUUUUCGCGGUUAUCUAAAGGGUACAGUACCGACUAUAUUUAGACAGGUUGGUAAUUCUGUGGUUAGGUUCACUACCUAUACUGCUUUGAAACAAUUAAUUUCACCUUCAGGUAAGUUAGAUCAAUACACUGCAUUUGGCCUUGGCUUCGUAUCUUCAUGUGCGGUAGUUCUGGUCACACAACCUAUUGAUGUUAUUAAAACAAGAAUGCAAAGUAAAUAUGCUUGGAAAUAUUACAAAAAUUCUUUAAAUUGUGCUUAUAGGAUAUUUGUUGAAGAAGGAUUUCCUAAAUUCUGGAAAGGUUGGGCACCAAGAAUGUUUAAAGUGGGUUUGUCAGGUGGUAUAUCGUUUGGUGUUUAUCAAUACGUUGAAACGCUCAUGAAUACAAUUCAAAGUGAAGGUUUUAACUGA